GCGUUUCCAGGGAAGGAAGACUUUGAUCUGAGGAUUGAGGCUGUUAGUACUCACAAUCAGAGAGAGAGAUCCCAGUCUUCGUUUGCGGUCAAGGAGUGUAGAAGAAGACCCCGAGAAGACUGAGGGUGUGAAGACUUUCAUCUGAGAAUCUGAGGUUGGUAGGAUUCAGAUCAAAGAGAGAAGUCCCAGUCUUCGUUUGCGGUCAGGGACUCGAGGAGAAGACCCCGAGAAGACUGAGGGGGCCCACAUCACCUCCUCUUGCCACACCGGUGACCUCUGUCCCUGACCAGUGUCCUCAUGCCUCGGGGAAAGAAGAGUAAGCGCCGGGCCCGAGAGAAACGCAGACAGGCCUGGGUUGAGACUCCGAGAGUCAUGAGUGCUCAGGCCUCUACAGAGGAGGGGGAAGACUCUGACUCCUCCUCCUCUCAUACUUCUGAGGUUUCUUCCCUGAGCACCCCUGAGUCUGUGCUGUCCCAGGAGCCUCUGGGAGCCGCAGCAGCCACUAUCCUUCCCAAGGCAAGAAUCGCAUGGCCAAGUUUUGACACCAGUGCCGAGAGCCACGGCGAGGGAAGUGCGGAUGCCUCCCAGGCAGAGUCGGGGUCUGAGGGUUCCCGCAGAAGCCCUCUAGACCAGAAGGCGAUGCUGCUGGCGCAAUUCAUGCUGCGCAAGUAUAACGUGAAGGAGCCCAUCACCAAGGAAGACAUGAUGAAGCAUGUCAUCAGGAAGCACAGGCCCUACUUCCAGGAGAUCCUCAAGAGAGCCUCCGAGCUGAUGGUGCUGGCCUUUGGCAUUGAAGUGAAGGAAGCCGACCCUGCCGGGCACAGCUAUGUCCUGGUCAGCAAAUUGCACCACGCCGGGGAUAGCAGGCUGAGUGGGGAGAUCAUGCCCAGGAAGGGCCUCCUGAUGACAAUCCUCUGUGUGAUCUUCAUGAAGGGCAACUGUGCCACUGAGGAAGAGAUCUGGGAUGUCCUCAAUGCGAUGGGUAUACAUGCUGGCAAGCAGCACAACCUCCACGGGGAGCCCAUGAAGCUCAUCACAGAAGAUCUGGUGAAAGAAGGUUACCUGGUGUACCGCCAGGUGCCCCACAGUGAUCCUCCAAGCCACGAGUUCCUGUGGGGCCCGCAAGCCUACGCUGAGACCAGCAAGAUGGAAGUGCUGCAGUUCUUAGCCAAGCUUCAUGGUACCCAGCCCAGCGCCUUCCCACACUGGUACGAAGAGGCCCUGCAGGAUGAGCUGGAGAGAACCCGCCACAGAUUCGCGACUGUGGUUCGCACUAGCUCCUCUGCCACUGAGCUUUCCAGCGCCAGCUUCAGCAGACCAUACAAGUAUUGAAAUCUGAAGCAGUUCCCUCACUCUGUGCUUGAAGUGGUGUGGGGGGUUAGGUGGUGCUGGAGGGAACGCAGUGCACAUCAUAUCUGUGCUCCUGCUCUGUUAUUAAACUAUUGCUUUAUCUUA
Molecule: messenger RNA, 1455 nt
Organism: Eptesicus fuscus (big brown bat)
Lineage: Eukaryota; Metazoa; Chordata; Mammalia; Chiroptera; Vespertilionidae
Product: melanoma-associated antigen B10-like
Exons: 3
Coding region: 298-1332 (344 amino acids)
Biological process (GO): negative regulation of transcription by RNA polymerase II
Cellular component (GO): nucleus
Source: RefSeq, a predicted model, not a curated record